Messenger RNA from Didymodactylos carnosus, 2279 nucleotides. NCBI's taxonomy places the organism in Eukaryota, Metazoa, Rotifera, Eurotatoria, Philodinida, Philodinidae. The record is from the annotation of a GenBank genome assembly.
GGUUAUUCACGAGCAACGUUCGUAGAAUGUAGCGAAAAAAUUCAACAAGAGAAUGGUGAUGAAGAGAGAGUGAAUUAUUCGAGCGUGAGUAAAAUAUCUCCCUCUAUUUCGAGUUAUGGUAUUAUUAUAGGACAGUUGUCAAUUCCUUCAGCCAAUUCCUACACUUAUGCACUCCUCUUACUAGAAUAAUCGCAUGCUUAAACGUAUGAUAGAUACGCGAUUCCUAUUAAACAAUAAACUAAGUUAAAAUGAGACAAACCAGUUUAUUACAUUGACAAAAACACGUGUCUCUUAUCUGUGUGUAUCAGCGGUUGAGGAUUAUCCAAUAAUAAAAUAAUUGUACAGCAUCGUAGAGAGUUUGCAGACUUGUAUAGAAAUGAUUGCAUAAAAAGAGAUUGGACUGCGUCUGUGGUUUCAUACAUACUCCCAUGUCACAUUUCAUUCGGCAUGCUUAUGUAUCUGAUCAUUGACGUUACGUCUUUCUUAGCGGAUGCUUAAUGAGGCUACCGUGCAUGUUUUCAUAACGAAAAGAUCCUACGACUAAUAUAACCAGUACCCGAUGUAACAACAUAACGUAGCCAACCUAUCUUAUUUCAAUAUUUCUCUGCCAUUAUUAAUAAAGAAAGAAAUUGAGAUUAUGCAAUUACAAUGGUUACCCUGAGUCACUGACAUAAAUCACUUAUACGUUCAUUUACAAGAAGGAAACUUUUUUGCCUUUUACCCUGUAAGAGUUUUGCUAAUAGAUUCUACUUUAAACUAGCAAGUCAUGAAAACAGAAUCGAACAAAAACAAAUAAUAUGCAAAAAUGAAUAAUAUUUGAAGAAUGAUAACGUAGAAAUUUCCAACUUGAUUUCCAAUUCCAAUCUUUUUAGUAUAAAGUUUGUGCUUAGUUAUUUUAAAUCUGCUUGUUGCAAAGCAAUCAAAUACGUAGUGGGGUGAUUUCGUCAAAGUUUUUUUUGUUUUUUGCUAAACUUUUUAUCACCACCCUGCCAGUUUUUAAGAUCAUGGACUAAAUAAAUUUGACUUCAGUUUAAUUAUAGUAAGGUAAAUGCUUAUACCAACCAUUCGAGUAUUUUAAUUGCGUAACACGCUUUAAUCGUUACUGAUGAUAUUGGCCAAUAGAUUGGCAGUCAACAGUCGAGCCGAUUCAGACAUGAAUUUUUGAAAGGGGUUUAAUUAUCGUUAUAAAAACCUGAAAAACUGUAUUUUGAAAUAUUUUUCAGAUGUCUAUUGAUAAAUUUGAUGAUACUGAAGACUUUGGUGUAGAUUUAAAUAAGAUUAGACUGCCGUCGUCUGAAAUUUUAACACAUUUUGAAGAACAAUUAAAAAAACUUACGUACGAUGUGUUGUAUGACUUGUCAUCAAUGUCCAUUGAACGUGAUUUAUCAAUAACAGUGAAUGAAUUAAAUGUAAAUACCUCUUUAAUAUCAAUUGAUGAUAAUCAAUCAACUUCACUUUGGCUCAAAAACAAUAUUAAUCCUACUUAUCGUCCUCAAGGAAAAAGUGAUUGUUUUCCCAUAAAUGGUCGAAAUGCUGGGAUUCCACAGCCGCCACAUUACAUCAAAGAUGAACGGAAUGGUUUUCCAAUAAUAAUGAUACCGGACAAGUAUCGUCAUGAAAAACAUUUAUUACUUGAAAUUUCAUGGUUAACAAUACCUUAUAAUGGACAAAGAUAUUAUAGUCCAUAUAAAUUUCAACGAGAUCAUAAAGACAAAAAUGUCAAAGAUCGAAAUCCAGUAUAUUAUGAAAUUAAUGAACAAGAACUUUUGAAUAAUGAAAUAAAGUUAAAACUGGUAUGUAUUAGAAGUUUAUUAAAAGAAUUAGAGAAUGUUCAACCACUAGAAUUAUAUAAGCCAGAUUCACAUUAUCAUCAAGUUAAUCAGCCAUUAGGACGAAUGCUAACACUACGUGAAUUGAUUCAAAAAUAUCAAUUACAGAAAUCUCAAAUGGCGUUUACAUUAUGCCGAUAUUAUGACAGUAAUAGGAAUGUAGAUAAUGCUAUUGAUCGAAAAACUGCACCGUUAACAAAUGAGAUAAACCAAAACAAUAUUCAACGUUUGAUUGAAACAACAGUCAUAUCUAAUGUGAUGACUGAAGAUAAACGAAGACAACGAAAGAUUACACUGGAAAACGAUGAAACAGCUGAGACAAGCACAUUACAAAUAAAUCGACGAACAAAACGAAGAAAUGGAGGAGAAAUAACGACAAUAGUAUCGAACAAAAAAUGUCGUGGUCUGUCAUCGGAAGUACGCGUCACUUAUAUGAUGUUUUAUUAUUGA